AUGACUACCUCAACAACAAAUAUUGAAUUUGAAGCAACAAAUGAUAUUAUGAAUAAUGAAAAUCUUUCAUUUGAUACAAAUCAAAUAUCAUCCAAUGAACAACUUUCACAAAUAAUUGAUUCAAUUAAUUUUUCAACUUCAUGUGAAGAUACAAAUACUGAUGAAUCCCAAUCAAAAUCAUCAACAACUACAACUCGUACAUCAGGACAAACAGCAAUAGGUGCUAAACUUGUUAAAAAAUUAGAAAUAUUAGCUGCUACUUCAAAAGAAACUAAACCGACCAAUGGUAAAACAUCAACAACAACAACAGCAGCAGCAAGUAAUGCUACUUCUUCAAUAACAACAACGACGAACAAUGAAUCUCAAUCACGUCGAAAUAUAACUAAACCUGCUAGUAUAUUUAUUUAA
Messenger RNA from Rotaria sp. Silwood1, 408 nucleotides. NCBI's taxonomy places the organism in Eukaryota, Metazoa, Rotifera, Eurotatoria, Philodinida, Philodinidae. The record is from the annotation of a GenBank genome assembly.